GAUGGAUUGAUGCAUGCUUAGUGUAUUUUGUCUAGAAACGUCUGACGCUGGGGAUUGACACACUGAUUCUUUUGCCACAUUUCUUACCAUCCUUUGACCCCUUUUUGGACGACCAUCACGGCCCCAUGGCUCACCAGUCCCGACCGGGUCACUUUGGCAGCAUCCAUCGCUACCCAGCUAUCCCCUAUAUCCCUCGACAGGGUUCCGGAGCACAAUCGUCGCCUACCAUACCAAUGAGGCCCUCCCCUCUCAACGGUCAACCCCUCUCCCCCAACGACAUGUACGAGUCAGAUCACGCCGAAGCAGAGGACAAGGUCGAGGAUCUUCUCCGACACGGCGUCCUGGCGACCUUUGCACAUCUACAGAACGGAUCUUCCACCACCAUCGGAAGCAGCAAGGCCAAAGCGGACAAGGUCCUUGGUCUCGACCCCCAUGCCAGACUUGCCUCGUUCUACCUCGUCUCGGGCGUUCCAAGGGACUUUGCCGAGUGGUCGUUUGCAGAUCCCGACGCGACGCGAGGUAUGGCUCACAUGGAAGACUCUAUGGGAUUCUUCUGGCGACCCGACGUCCUUGGUUCUGCGUACUCUGGUCAAAAGACCCAAGAUUGGCUCAAAGACCUGUCAAGGGGGAAAAAGGGAAACUCGAGUCUCAACUCGUUUGCCAACUCGAGUGGAAAGCCUCACCGUUCAGCAUACGUGCCUGACGCUGGACCAGACGGUCCAUUGAAGCUGCUUGACAAGACGCUCAAGUAUGCGCAUCCCAGAGACGUCGAGGUGAUCAACUCCACGCUUGCUCCACCUACCACCUGUCACGCGUUUUCCUUUACGAUACCAAAGCAUGACACCCUAGUAGCGGUGGCGAGGACCCGACUCGACGUCGAGAGCAACUUUGACUCGACGGCCUCUGUACCCGAAGACUCUGUCCUCGAUCCCACCUCCUCCCUCACUCGACACGCUCGUAACAUGUCCGCGGCGACGGAACUCGCUUUUCAUGGCGUCACAUUGACCGUCUGGACCCAUGUCGAGCCUGACAAGGUGGUGGCAUUGAAGGCCAUCAAGGAGAAUGCAGAAAGGGUCAAGGCGGGUGGGCUCGAAACGCUCCGAGCGCAACUGUUGAAGCGACCUCCUCCCCUGUCGACGGAAAAGCUCAGGUGGCGUUCAAACGUGCCAUGGGGACUGUCCCGUACAUCCAGUGUCGACUUUACGGGGAGUGAGGCGGAGCAGAUGACGAGUGAUUUGGAUCGGGACAGUGUAUCGACGAGGCGAAAGCAUCUCAGGAGUGGUUGGUCGAUGGACGACUGGCCUGGAGACGCGCCAGUGUUUGAGGAUGGAGGCGACACCUUUUGGACGCCCUAUGCCAUCACCUUGGUGUCGCGACAUCCCAUCUACGAUGUGAUGCAGGAUUACCUUCGGUUGAAUUGGUCCAUGUACGCAAAGAAUGCAAAAUUUCACAUGGCUCAAAUGUGUCGAAUCCUCAAUCGCGACACGCCUCGACCUGGCGAGACGUUCUCACUCUUUGUGGGCAAUCGAUCCAAAGAGGGUGUGACCAUCGAAGGCGUCAUGCCGGGCGCUUUGGAUUUUGAGCGGGGCAUCGUCAAGGUCGAUUUCCAGCUGUGGCCAUUGUUUCAAGCGCUGGACUUGGAUCAUCUUUUGACCUGUGCAGAGGUGGCAUUGUCCAACUCUGGCCGGAUCAUGUUUUUCUCCAAGCAUCCUGCGUUGCUCAACAUUGCAGUGUCGACGCUGCAGUACAUCGUCGAGCUGAGGGGCUGGGAUGGACUCGCCAUGCCCAUGUUGCAUUGCCGCGAUGUGACCUUUGUGAUCGAGGACCCAGGGCCGUACAUCAUCGGCAUGCCGAGCGAAUGCCGCUACAUGGUGACGAUCCCAAACGAGGUGGUGGUGGUCGAUCUAGACACAAAUUCGCUCUCGUGUCGAUCUCCACCCAAUGUCAUCUCGACUCGAUCCAAGAGGGACAAGGCAAAGGCGAGGAUCAUGUCUGCGUUUGGACCGGGCUUUCCCAUGGAGCGAAACAUUCCUAUCGAGUUCAAAAUCUCGUACCCCCGGGGCGCUUUCCGAAACGUCAACCGUUUCGUCCAUGGUCCACAACGACCGACCUACCUUGGCGAGCGACUCAGAUCGCCUACAUGGUGGAAGCACAGUGAGAUCAUCACGGCGUUUGACAAGGUUCUUUUGGACAAGCACAAGAAACCGAGUUUGAUCAAGCGAUUGACGAAAAGUGGCAUGGGACGCCAAGAGGCUCAGCUGACAGCCGGCGAGCAAUUGGCAAAGACGAUGAUGAGGAAGCGAGCUCUGCACUAUGUCGAGGCGCGUGAUGAUCUCGAACGCAAAGUCGCGAGAAUCAACAAGCGACUUCAGAAGAUGGCCUCGGAAGGAGAGCAUUGGCGGUCUCAAUUCGAGUCGUUUGAAAAGUAUGCCGAAAAUUUGGCGUUUGAAGCGAGCGAUCUCAAGCAAAAGAUUGAGCGGGAAAAGCGAGAGGCGAGACGAUUGUCGAACAUCGCGAAUGAGCAGACCAAGGUCAACCAUGACCUCGAGGAACGUCUCAAGCAGACGGAGGGGGCUCGAGCAGAAGCUAUGCGACAGCUCUCCGAUAUGCAUCAAUCAAUUCAAGAACUCGAAAAGGAGCGAGAGGAGAUUAUGAACAUGUUUGAGAACCAGAUCAAUACGGCAUUGUCAAAGGGGUAUAGAGACGAUACGCGUCCGUCGACUCCUUCAGGCUCCUCUGUUUGCUGCUCUCCGCACACCAGGGGUCGACCCGGCACACGGGACAGUGCCCAGUCGGGCUUGUCGAGGCUCACGAUGGAAUCUCAGCCCGUCAGCGUCCUUGGCGUGGCGAAAGGCCACGCGAGACAUCUGUUACCGGCUGAGAUUGAGCAAGAACGGAUGAUGUGGGAGAAAACGGAUGGCAUCGCAGCGCGAAUCGCCAGUAUUCAGCAAAAGCUCGAGAUGGCCCUCUGCAACGUGUCGAGCCACACGAGGACGAACAGCGUCGCGACGACCGAUACUGAUGCGGAUGACAAGGACGAGGUGGAUCUCACCGAGACUUUUUCGCUGGACAAGACGAAAGAGCCUAAUGGCUCUGUUGAGACGUUCAAAGUGAAGCCGACCCUUGACUCGCUCAGCCCAUCGUCUCUCGACGUGCAAUUGUCGCAUAGUCCACGAUCGACCUGGACCACCAAAGUCGAGGAGCUCGACAGUCGACGCCGACUUUCCGCGACGGAGCUGGGUCUCAUCCCGCGAGGCGUGUCGCUGAGGAUCAAACGGCGCCCCGAGUCGGUCGGAGACGUGCGCGAUGGAUUGGAUCGAUCGGCGUCGGACAGCUCAGUCGGGCAGACCGAGCAUGUUCGCCUGACGAGUGAUUCGACGUUUGAUGAGGAUUCCAUCCUCACACCUUUGGCAUCGGAAGCUGGUGGGUUGGUCGAUGAAGACGUUGGGAAGGGUCGUCUCGGCGUGGCGGAGUGAUCCGACCGUGGCCUUAGGAGUGCGUCGAGUUGUGUACACGCUUCAUGCAUUAUGUUCAAGAUAA
This is a messenger RNA of Kockovaella imperatae, 3540 nucleotides long. RefSeq names its product AEX-3 domain-domain-containing protein. Gene Ontology annotation, biological process: regulation of Rab protein signal transduction. The transcript is spliced from 17 exons. Lineage: Eukaryota; Fungi; Basidiomycota; Tremellomycetes; Tremellales; Cuniculitremaceae. The record is from RefSeq and is a predicted model, not a curated record. Gene Ontology annotation, cellular component: cytoplasmic vesicle. Bases 126 to 3476 code for a protein of 1116 amino acids.